UUCAAAGGCUGGCCAUGGAUCAUCACCCUCAUCAGACGAGUCAUCACGGGUCGUCACUUCAAGGAGUGCCAAUGGAACAUCACCCUCAUCAGACGAGUCAUCACGGGUCGUCACUUCAAAGAGUGCCCAUGAAUCAUCAGCCUCAUCGGUGAUGGCGGUCACCAAUUCGGCGGGUGCCCAUGGAUCAUCAGCCUCCACGGACCAGUCAUCACGGGUCAUUGCUUCAAAGGCUGCCCAUGAAUCAUCAGCCUCAUCGGUGAUGGCGGUCACCAAUUCGGCGGGUGCCCAUGGAUCAUCAGCCUCCACGGACCAGUCAUCACGGGUCAUUGCUUCAAAGGCUGCCCAUGAAUCAUCAGCCUCAUCGGUGAUGGCGGUCACCAAUUCGGCGGGUGCCCAUGGAUCAUCAGCCUCCACGGACCAGUCAUCACGGGUCAUUGCUUCAAAGGCUGGCCAUGGAUCAUCACCCUCAUCAGACGAGUCAUCACGGGUCGUCACUUCAAGGAGUGCCAAUGGAACAUCACCCUUAUCAGACGAGUCAUCGCGGGUCAUUGCUUCAAAGGCUGGCCAUGGAUCAUCACCCUCAUCAGACGAGUCAUCACGGGUCGUCACUUCAAGGAGUGCCAAUGGAACAUCACCCUUAUCAGACGAGUCAUCGCGGGUCAUUGCUUCAAAGGCUGGCCAUGGAUCAUCACCCUCAUCAGACGAGUCAUCACGGGUCGUCACUUCAAGGAGUGCCAAUGGAACAUCACCCUCAUCAGACGAGUCAUCACGGGUCGUCACUUCAAGGAGUGCCAAUGGAACAUCAGCCUCAUCGGUGAUGGCGGUCACCAAUUCGGCGGGUGCCCAUGGAUCAUCAGCCUCCACGGACCAGUCAUCACGGGUCAUUGCUUCAAAGGCUGCCCAUGAAUCAUCAGCCUCAUCGGUGAUGGCGGUCACCAAUUCGGCGGGUGCCCAUGGAUCAUCAGCCUCCACGGACCAGUCAUCACGGGUCAUUGCUUCAAAGGCUGCCCAUGAAUCAUCAGCCUCAUCGGUGAUGGCGGUCACCAAAUCGGCGGGUGCCCAUGAAUCAUCAGCCUCCACGGACCAGACAUCACGGGUCAUUGCUUCAAAGGCUGCCCAUGAAUCAUCAGCCUCAUCGGUGAUGGCGGCCACCAAUUCGGCGGGUGCCCAUGAAUCAUCAGCCUCCACGGACCAGUCAUCACGGGUCAUUGCUUCAAAGGCUGCCCAUGAAUCAUCAGCCUCGACCAUAGCAACAGAGGUCACCAAGUCUGGGGCUGCCCAUGAAUCAUCAGCCUCCACGGACCAGUCAUCAUGGGUCGUCACUUCAAAGGCUGCCCAUGCAUCAGCCUCAUCGGUCCUGGCCACCCCGUCAGUGGCCGCACGCGGUGCAGGGCUCACCGCCCGGACGGGCUCGCCACACCGCCUCCCGUUGCACCGGAGGCUGGUGAAGGCGGGCCCGUCGUCACAGAAGAGCGAGAAGUGUAGGCCGCUGAUGUUGUCCAGCAGCCAGGCCAGCGGGAUGGAAGAGGUGAAGACUGGCUUCCUAAGCGAGGCGAAUUGCACCCUGACGGCCGCGUUGCCGUCUUUCUUGCACAGCUUCGCCAAGGGCACACGCAGCUCACCCUCGGCGUGGCAGCCUUGAAUCCCUGCGACGCAAGACCAGCCUUCCACGGGGAGCUUGACGGAGGCGACCGUACGCCUCCUCUUCAGGCAGCAGGUGGAGUCCUUGCACGAGAGCUUGAUGGAGUCCACCAGGGAGGAGCCUCGCUCCAGGGUUACCCACACGUUAAAUU
This is a messenger RNA of Eriocheir sinensis (Chinese mitten crab), 1793 nucleotides long. Its product is annotated as mucin-17-like. Bases 152 to 1642 code for a protein of 496 amino acids. The transcript is spliced from 2 exons. The record is from RefSeq and is a predicted model, not a curated record. NCBI's taxonomy places the organism in Eukaryota, Metazoa, Arthropoda, Malacostraca, Decapoda, Varunidae.